Exaiptasia diaphana is the source of this 3090-nucleotide messenger RNA. Its product is annotated as putative ammonium transporter 3. Gene Ontology annotation, molecular function: ammonium channel activity. Lineage: Eukaryota; Metazoa; Cnidaria; Anthozoa; Actiniaria; Aiptasiidae. Gene Ontology annotation, biological process: ammonium homeostasis; ammonium transmembrane transport. The coding region runs from base 322 to 1935 and encodes 537 amino acids. The record is from RefSeq and is a predicted model, not a curated record. The transcript has 6 exons. Gene Ontology annotation, cellular component: plasma membrane.
GAAAGAAAGACAUAACUCUAAUGACUCUCAAUCGUUUGAUAAUAAAGAACAGAUAGCCAAAUCUUUGUUUUAUAUAAGAGGAAGGUAGAUCUAUAGCCGAAGUUUCACCGCUACAGACACCGUAUCAGCUGUCGUAUAGGCACCGCAUAUUCAAUUGAUUAACGCAAGUAAGACCAAAGCGAGCUGGCAAAACUUGCUCAGUCACUGGCGGCGUUUAACAACAACAAAUAUUGUCUUCCUGAAAAACAGUACAGUUGCACUUGCUGUUUCAGGCUAGUGGAAGCUCUACAUUUGGACUCGCAAACCUGGUAAACUUUCCAGAUGAGCUCAAACAACUCAACCCUCGUCAGUCAGAAUAGCAGUGCUCUCAAUACCGCGGAAGAUGUUAUUUAUCCCGAUGAUGCAACAUGGAUCCUAACCAGUGCCUUCAUUAUAUUCACCAUGCAGUCUGGAUUUGGAUUGCUAGAGGCCGGGAUGGUGUCAAAGAAGAACGAGUCGAAUAUAAUGGUAAAAAACGCCGUAGAUGUGAUCUAUGGAGGCUUGUCUUACUGGAUGUUCGGGUUUGCGUUUAGCUUUGGGAUCGAUGAAGGCAGCAAUCCUUUUUGUGGGAUUGGGUACUUCUUGACCGAUGCAGAUGAAAGUCAAAUGGGAGAAGUUUUUGCUAGAUAUUUUUUUCAACUUUCCUUUGCUACCACGUCCACGACCAUUGUUUCCGGAGCAAUGGCUGAAAGAGUCAAUUUGAAGGCUUAUACGAUUUUCUCCUUCGUGAACACCCUAACUUACUGUUUCCCUGCACACUGGUUCUGGAGCAAUAAUGGUUGGCUAAAACAAAUGGGUGUGGUCGAUGUAGCGGGGUGUGGUCCGGUUCAUUUGGUUGGUGGGGUGAGUGGGCUAGUGGCAACAAUAUUGCUGAAGCCAAGAACAGGACGGUUUGAUGAAAAAGGAAAUCCAAAUAAACUAGAGAUGGCUUCGCCGACUAAUGUUUUACUCGGUACUUUCAUGCUCUGGUGGGGAUGGCUUGGGUUCAACUGUGGAAGCACUUUUGGAAUUACAGGAGCAAAGUGGAAACUUGCUUCAAGAUCUGCUGUAGUUACUCUUAAUGGUUCAAUCGGAGGUGGGAUAUUCGGCAUGAUGUACAGUAUGUUCAUGUUUAAAGGAAAGAUUAUGAUUGACAUGUUUGCAAACGGAAUUCUAGGAGGACUUGUUGGUAUUACAGCAAUCUGUGCAGUAGCUCGUCCUUGGGAAAGUCUCAUCAUCGGUUUCAUAGGAGGUUUAAUUUCAUGUACAGGCAGUACACUAUUGCUGAAGCUUCGCAUCGAUGACCCUGUCGGCUGCGUCCCUACGCACCUCUUUGCGUCCGUGUGGGGCAUGGUUGCUGUUGGUCUAUUUGUGGAGAAAGACAGCCUUGAGAACCUAUCCGAGAAUUAUGGCGUAUUUAAAGGAGGAAGCUGGAAGAUGGUAGGAGUUCAAGUUCUGGGUGUAGUUGCUGUCAGCUUGUGGGCUGCUACCAUCACUAUUAUCCUACUCUUACUUGUCAAUCAGAUCAUCCCAUUAAGGAUGCCGCUGGAAAUGGAGCUCGAAGGCGCAGACAAAUGGGAACAUGGAAUUGGCGAAGAAGAAGACCUUUCCAUGCCAGAGGUACAAGAUACUCAUGGUAUAGAGAAUCCAGCUUUGGUCGAAGUUAGUAAUGGAGAGGUCAUUAGCUUAGAAGAUAAAGAAGACAUCAGCAAAAAACAUCUAUUUACUGAAAACACUAUAAAUCAACUUCCAUCUAAUGAAACGUUGGAGAAAUCUAAGAGAAGCUCACAGAAAUACAGCUCAUGGAAAAGACGAAUAAAGUUUCGUUCUCAUUCAGUCGAUGUUGAAUUGAAGGGACGCAACGGCGAAGAACCACCUGAUGAAAACCGUCCUCGUGUACUGUCGUUUUGUGAAUAGGUACAUUAAUCGACAACGAGGACUGUGGUUGUUAUUGUACUCGUAAAAAGCCAACUAUGAUCUUUUUAGGAUUACCAUAUCGGCUAUUUAAUGGUAUCGAUAAAGCAUGCAUCAGUCCACGCGCAUCAUGAAUUCCUGCACAGCUACACCUAUUUCAAAAAGAGUUAAAUAUUUCAUUGUAUAAAAUAGUUCAACAGUGCAUGUACAGUUAAAAAGGCUAGAAAAUUUAUCUAAAAUACAAUGACUGACGAUUAAUACCAUGAAGUAUAUAAUACUAUCUUGAAAACAUUAACAAAAGCAUGGGCAUGCUUAUACAGGGCCUCGGUCAUCCGGCAUUCAAUGCGGGAAUGCCUUGGACUAUUUCACAUAGUCGGUCAAAAUUAGCUAGUUGAUUUCAAAUAUCCAUUCGCGAUCUGUUUUCAUUCGUCGUGUCUUACAACAUCUACAUCCAUGAGGCAGAGGGAGAUAAAGAUUUUAAUCUUUAAAUGUUUUGCUUAUUUUACGAUAUAUUUCUAUUUAAACAAAUUAAACAAAAGCUCGCAAAGGAUUCUGGUUGAUCAUGGUCCUUUAGUCUUAUCUUCUACUACGGUAUCUAUAUGCUUUUCAACGCCACUGAAAGCAGUCUCUAUCCCUUAUGAUGUAUAACGUAUCAAUUUAUUAUUAUUAAUGAUUCAUUAGAGGACGCACCUACACACUUCACCAUAUUGGUCUUCUAUGACAGUCGUCUUCUAUACAAAAAUCAUUGAAAUUGAGAUAUCCCGURGUCAAAGUUUUGUUAUUUUAUAGCGUUGUUAUGGCGUGAUAAAGUUUAUAUUUUAGCAAUGCAUGAUGGCUAUAUACUCAUUUCUAAUUGGCUAAUAAAAUAAUUCUAAAUAAUAAUAAAUCUUGAUUAAUAGCGUCCAACGUUUUUAUGCUGUACUCUUAUAUCAGACAUCGUCGAUAUUGGCGACAUAUAAUGAUAGCAUCAUUCAGUCAUUUUAUCCAUAAAAAAAUCGUAAUGAAAAAAAGUAACUGCACAACGGUAUCGUGAGCGUUUUUGUAUACACAUGCAGUGACUUGGAAAAUUUCUGGGCGCUAACAUAUAUCAUUAUAGCCUGUACAUCAUGAGUCAUUUCAAAUGAUUUCCUCUCUUUUCCUGACUAAAUAAACCUGCAA